Molecule: messenger RNA, 501 nt
Organism: Fomitopsis serialis
Lineage: Eukaryota; Fungi; Basidiomycota; Agaricomycetes; Polyporales; Fomitopsidaceae
Exons: 3
Coding region: 1-501 (166 amino acids)
Source: RefSeq, a predicted model, not a curated record
AUGAACUCCUCUUCGCCCUACGUCGUGCUGUACAGCCCGGAACGGAUAGACUUCGCCGUCCAUUCCGGCGGACGCGAAGUCAGCGACAAGAAGAGACCUUGUCUGGUCACGGCGGUAGAGGAGCAUCGGAUUCGACUCGCUCCGAUGCUGACAGCCCGGAAGCGUUCAAGGAUGAACCCCGAUUCAUGGAGCAUUGUCGACUAUGGUUCGCAAGGUCCCGAUCGACCCAGCCAUCCGAACCCCGAUGCGGCGACCUUCGAACUCACCCUGAGGCCGGGUCGUACGCGCGGAUGGCGACCGACGAGCUGCUUCGUGUGGACGCGCGAUGGAGGGGAGUGGGUCCAGUUGAGUGCCUUCCAAGCACUGCGGGCCCAGGGGAAGGCAUCGGUCAUCGACACGGCCUUCGAGCUGGAUGCGAUGCAGAUCGAAUCGCUGCGGUUGAUGCAUGGCGUUCUGGAGGAUGAUAGUACCGGCAACGGCGAUGAAAGAAUAACUAGCUAG